GUUUACUAUGCAGCUUUUGUUAUACGCACACUGUAUACUGUUGUGAAAUGUGAGGCUAACUUCACAUAGGUCUAGUGACACCAAUUGUUACGUAAAUUCAAAAAUCAAAAUCCCCAGUGUUUCUACACCAACGAAAAUUGUGUGGUUAGAAUUAGAAAAUGAUGGCAUACCGGCUUUUAAGUACAAGCAGAAAAUUGGAAAGACUAUUGUUGAAAAGCGUAAGAUUAAGAACAAGUGUAGAUCCUAAGAAUUUAUCCGUAAUUAGAACAGCUUUAAACGAAUGGAGAUUAUUCUGCGAACAGCCACCGAAAGGUUUUGAGAAAUACUUCCAGAACGGAAAGAAACCUCCGGCAAAGGAGGCUGUCGAAGCGAAGGACGCUAAAGGAAAUGAAAGUAAAACUGAACCUAAGUCACCUCCACCGCCACCUCGACAGCCAACACCACCGAGUGGAUCAAAGUCAUACGAUAAUUGGUCAUUUGGUUUGUUUGGUGGUACCGGAUCAAGAGGAAGUGGCGGAAAACCUCCCUUCGGUGAUGGCGAUAAGGACAAAUGGUAUCUUCUGGGAGCCGCAGGUGCGAUAGCGCUUCUUGCAGGUUUGGGUUUCUGGGAAAUGGGCUACAAGGAAGUGGCUUGGAAGGAGUUCGUUCAGAAUUACCUCGCGCACGGAAUUGUCGAAAAAUUAGAGGUGGUCAACAAGAAAUGGGUACGCGUGCGCUUAUCCGCCGGGAAUACCGCCGACGGAGCUAGCUUUUUAUGGUUUAAUAUUGGUAGCGUGGACUCGUUCGAACGUAAUUUAGAAAACGCACAAGUCGAGAUGAACAUCGAACCGCCCAACUUUGUGCCGGUCAUCUACAAAUCGGAACUGGAGGCGUCCAGCCUGUCGGGCGUCCUCCCGACGCUACUUAUCAUCGGAUUUCUGCUCUUCAUGAUGAGAAGGUCGGCGGAAAUGAUGGGCGGUCGCAAAGGACGCAAGGGGGGAGGAUUGUUUGGCGGCGUAAUGGAGAGCACGGCGAAAUUAAUUAAUUCUAAUGAAAUAGGAGUCGGGUUUAAGGACGUUGCGGGCUGUGAAGAAGCAAAGAUUGAAAUUUUAGAGUUUGUUAACUUCCUGAAGAAUCCUCAGCAGUAUAUCGAUUUAGGUGCUAAGAUUCCUAAGGGCGCCAUGUUAACAGGUCCUCCGGGCACAGGGAAAACUCUACUGGCAAAGGCGACAGCCGGCGAAGCGAACGUUCCUUUUAUAACUGUCUCGGGGUCGGAAUUUUUAGAAAUGUUUGUCGGCGUAGGACCGUCUCGCGUUCGCGAUCUUUUUUCGAUGGCGCGAAAGCACGCGCCGUGCAUUUUAUUUAUCGAUGAAAUAGACGCGGUCGGUCGCAAACGUGGCGGUCGCAAUCUUGGAGGUCACUCCGAGCAGGAGAACACCUUAAAUCAGUUGUUAGUCGAAAUGGAUGGUUUUAACACGACGACGAACGUGGUCGUUUUGGCCGCUACGAAUCGCGUGGAUAUACUAGACAAGGCGCUGUUACGACCCGGUCGAUUUGAUAGGCAAAUUUUCGUUCCUGCGCCCGACAUUAAAGGGCGAGCCAGUAUAUUUAAAGUUCACUUAAGUCCUCUCAAGACGGAACUGGAUAAAAACGGACUCGCACGGAAGAUGGCGGCUUUAACGCCGGGUUUCACUGGGGCCGAUAUCGCUAAUGUAUGCAACGAAGCGGCGUUGAUCGCUGCUAGGGAUUUAAACAAUUCCAUAAUCAUGAAACACUUCGAGCAAGCCAUCGAGCGCGUAGUCGCCGGCAUGGAGAAGAAAACGAAUGUUCUUUCACCCGAGGAGAAGCGAACCGUGGCAUACCACGAGGCUGGCCAUGCGGUUGCGGGCUGGUUUUUGCAGUAUGCAGAUCCCCUGCUUAAGGUAUCCAUAAUUCCCAGGGGAAAGGGAUUAGGCUAUGCCCAAUAUCUACCUAAAGAUCAAUAUUUGUACACAAAAGAGCAAUUGUUUGACAGAAUGUGUAUGACUUUGGGAGGUCGCGUCUCGGAAGAACUCUUCUUUGGCAGAAUAACGACGGGCGCGCAGGACGAUCUUCAAAAAGUUACACAAAGUGCCUACGCGCAAAUCGUACAGUUUGGCAUGAACGAAAAAGUCGGUAAUGUUAGCUUCGAUAUGCCGAGAGAAGGUGACAUGGUAUUGGAAAAGCCUUACUCCGAGAGCACCGCGCAACUCAUCGACGCGGAAGUACGCAUCCUAAUUGAGAGCGCUCACAAACAAACCACCGAGUUACUGAAAAAACACAAAGCGGACGUGGAGAGAGUGGCGGAACGGUUACUUCAAAAAGAAAUAAUCAGCAGAGACGAUAUGAUCGAAUUGUUAGGCAAACGGCCGUUCCCGGAGAAGUCGACCUAUGAGGAGUUUGUGGAAGGUACCGGUUCAUUCGAGGAGGAUACCACUCUUCCGGAAGGACUACGCGAGUGGAAUAAACCAAGAGGGGAUGCCAAUCCUCCUCCACCUAAAGAAAGUGUAAAGCCUCAAACAUUGUAAACAAUUAGUGUAAAGAAAGGACCAUGAGAGCAUUCAUGAAUUGAUAGUCUUAAAUAAAAUAUUUGUUGAUACAAUA
Messenger RNA from Photinus pyralis (common eastern firefly), 2601 nucleotides. RefSeq names its product AFG3-like protein 2 (gene Afg3l2). The record is from RefSeq and is a predicted model, not a curated record. Lineage: Eukaryota; Metazoa; Arthropoda; Insecta; Coleoptera; Lampyridae. Gene Ontology annotation, biological process: mitochondrial protein processing; protein-containing complex assembly. The coding region runs from base 159 to 2525 and encodes 788 amino acids. Gene Ontology annotation, cellular component: m-AAA complex; membrane. The transcript has 8 exons. Gene Ontology annotation, molecular function: ATP-dependent peptidase activity; ATP hydrolysis activity; metalloendopeptidase activity.